This is a messenger RNA of Cyclocybe aegerita, 2925 nucleotides long. The record is from the annotation of a GenBank genome assembly. Lineage: Eukaryota; Fungi; Basidiomycota; Agaricomycetes; Agaricales; Hemipholiotaceae.
AUGCCGAAGAAGGCAAAGGGAAGUACUGGGAAAAAACGUUCAAGGAAGGAACCAGAACAAGAAGUCUUCCAUGUUGAGGUCAUAAAGGAGGCGCGCGUUUUUCGAGAUGAGGAUGACGGACAUGCGAGAUGGCAAUACCUUGUAAAGUGGGCCAAUUAUGAUUCUGAUUCAAACACAUGGGAACCGGAGAGAAAUCUUUCGGGUUGCGGACGAUUAUUGCAAAGCUUUUGGAACCAUAUUGGCAUCGAUGAGCAAGAUUAUGAAGUCGGAUAUGUGGCCAAAGCUACACCAUCUUGGAUCAAGCAAGAAAAGGAAUUUUUCGCCAAUGAAUACCGCGUUGCGUUAGAAGAAAAGGAAAAGCAGAGGAGCGAAAAAGCGAAACGAGUGGUAGAGAAACAGAAGUCGCACAAAAGGAUAAAACGAAGCGCAUCACAGGAUGUUACGAGUGUGCCGUCUGAGGGUCACUCUUCGAGACAUGACGCAAGUUCGUCUGAAGAUGAAACACCCCUACAAGAAACUCUCAAGAUAAAGAUACCUCCUCACGGGAAGCGAAAAGUUGUCGCCUCUGACGAUUCAUCCGACGAUGAACCAUUGGCAAAGAACUCAGGACCAGCUUCAGCCCCAAAGCCGGACACGCCUAGCCACGAUCUCACGGGAGAGAAAACUCAAGGCUCUCCAACCUCGCUUUUCUCUGGAAAUUCUUCCCCAGAAGUACACAUCGAGAAAAUGCCCCCCAAGCCGAAGGCUACAGCCCACUCCAAACCUCCCUUGCCACCGCCACCGCCUCUCCCGUCUUCUAUCAAGAUACCCCGUCGACCCAAUAAUCCCCACGCAAAAAUUGCGGACAUGCCUGUGUCAGCAAUUCCUUCGGGGAGUGGAAUUUCGACGAAACAACGCCUGGCUCAGGGCGCCCUUGCUCCCACUAUACCCAAAGAAGUACCAAGUGCUCCUUUGAAACCACCACUGCCCAAGUCUGCUCCAAAGCCACUUCCGACAAGGACCAACACAUCUUCAUUUUCCGGUCUGUCCUUCAAAAAGAAGCCCAUUGCAGUAACGAUUCCAGAGACUACAAACCACCCACCAAGUCUUACCCCUAUCUCUGCAUUCAAAUCACCUAGCAUCCCUUUGGCAAAUUCUCCUCCGUUGCACUCGCCAGAACCAGUUUCCUCCUUUUUCAACGCUGGACCUGCUGGCUCUCCUGGACUUCUAUUUAAUCAGCCUACCAUGUUUAAGAGACCGCUUGUGCAAGAUAACACUGUGUCUCCUGCUCUUAUUUCUCAGCCUCUCAAGGAAGCAGAAAGCUUUUUGUCAACUAUCAUGCCUGCCAGCUUGGCUGCACCACUGUUGCCCUCAACGGAAGAGCAACCUGAGCCACCUCCUCCAAAACCAUUGCAUAACAAGGCCCCACUACCUGGAAGAAUCCCGAAAUUGUGGAAAUGGAGCGGUCCACUUCACAUUCCUUCUUCAGAUUCUUCCCUUUGCAAUGUCAUAAUUGUUCCAUCCUCCCAUUCCCAAUCAACUCGACUUUCAGUUGCAUUUCAAGGCAUCGAGAGCCUCCGUGUUUCCUACUUCCAUGAUUCUGCAGAUCUUUUGUCCAUUUUAUCAGUUUUCCGGCCACCCACUGAGUUCGGUUCACUCGAAGCUGUCUUUCGGGAUGCGGGUGCCGACCACUUCAAGAUAUUCGUAUCUUAUAUGGCAAAAUUCCAGAAGAUUUUCAUGCUUCCUCUCAUCUUGGACAACAGUAUCAUUGGCCAAAUGGUUUUCUUUCACUCUUCCUGCGAAAAUGUCAUGGCGCAAUUCAAACCACUGACAUUGCGUCCAGAAGAGCUCAUUGUGGCUGUUUGCCCUUGGGCACUCUCUGCAGACCAAUUGAGGCUCGAAUCUGGUGCUCAACGCCAGGAAGUCAAAUCUUUAAAGCCGACAUUGCCGAGAAAAUCAUGGAACUCUUCCUUACGCAAUAAGCCGAAGUACCAUCGAGCGCUUCGUAUGUUAGGCUUUCCGCAAACUCUGCAUGACACUUACGCGGCGCGAUCCCAUCCUUAUUUAUACUAUAUCUGGGAUGACCCCAGAAACGGCUCCAAGAUCGAAUCCGACUGCUUGAGGUCUAUCUUGUCGCAGGUACGGAUGAAAGAGGUCCCUCCAGCCAAAGAAGCCCGGGUGGUCUUCAUACACGUAGGUGCCCUCAAGACGUUACACAACCUCAAGGGUCUCAACAUGAGACGCGAGGCGCCACAUAUUCAAUUCUACACUUUUGGAUCCCAUGAAAGUAUACAUCCUAGUGCAUGGGCUGUUAAGGAAGUCUACCCUAUAGGAGGAAUUAUAACUUUCACUCCCCUGGCUCUUGACCUUGACCCGUUGGGGGUCCUUCACAGAAUUGAGCAAAUCAGCAAACACCCCCUGUGGGCUUGCUACAUUUUAUCUCCCGUUAUUGGACUCCUUGCUAAACGAGAGUGCGCGCAUGAAGACCCACUCAUACGGCUCCAAAAAGGGACUUUGAGGCUGAAAUACAUUCUGGAAGCGAUCAAGAAAGGCUCCGUUGCACUUCUUGAAGCUCCUCCAGAAGCUACAUUCGCAAGCUCAGAGACUAGCAGCCGUGGAGGGUGGCUGAAGAAAUAUUUGCACUUCCGGCCUCCCACUGAAUUUGAAGCCCUGCACACAGGAUGCGACGCAUUUUUGAAAAAACCCAAAUUGAUGUCGCCAAAUUGGCAGUCGGAAAUUGAAAACGAAAUCAUACAAGACAUCUCAGCCAUGCAACGACAACCAGUUUUCAUGAAGCAAUAUCGCCGCUACGUCGUUAUCACCAGCGAGGGUGAUACCCCACGCCCUAUUGGGAAGGAAUACGGUUUAGAAUGGGUGACAGCAAAGAAUUUCGACUUCAAAGAUGACUUUUAUCCCAAACAAACGAUCGGCCAGCCAAAAGCCUAA